This is a messenger RNA of Recurvomyces mirabilis, 603 nucleotides long. RefSeq lists its product as uncharacterized. The coding region runs from base 1 to 603 and encodes 200 amino acids. The transcript is spliced from 2 exons. NCBI's taxonomy places the organism in Eukaryota, Fungi, Ascomycota, Dothideomycetes, Mycosphaerellales, Teratosphaeriaceae. The record is from RefSeq and is a predicted model, not a curated record.
AUGGCGGAUCAUCCGGACUUUCAAUCGCUACCAUGGGCACGAAAACUGCUUUUGGAUGCCGACGUGAGGAUUACAGUGGAUAUACCGAAGAAGUCAGAGGGCAACAUGGCACCCAAUCGCAUGUUCGUCAAGCUGUUGUAUCGACCCGGGGCAAUCAAUGCCCAUGCGAAAUUCUGGAGACCGAACAAUGAGCCUGACGCCCUGCAUCACAAAGAGGAGUGCUAUCUACUAUCGCUUGGACCACUCAUCGAUGGAGCUUCUGGACGAGCGCACGGCGGGUUUAAUGGCAUGGUUCGCAAGGGCUGGCGUAUCGAAUUUGGUGUGACUCAGCAGCGAGCAGAAGAACGGAGAGCUUCUAUCUCAGGCAUCUUUCGGCGCGCGACUGCCACUACACAAGGAUCUGAAUACGACAUCGGUCAUGGCGGAAUUGCCCAAGGCCGGAGUGGUACUAUUCGAGAGAGCAAGCGACGAGGCAUCCCGCAGCUGUCAAAUGGUAAAUGUCGGCUCAGCUAUCAGACUUUCGACCCAGCCGACCAACGAAGACUCCAAGGAUCUGCAUACAUUGGUAUAGCGCCAAGAAGAAACUCUUGCAGCCUUGGCUAG